Loxodonta africana (African savanna elephant) is the source of this 1471-nucleotide messenger RNA. It is a transcript of the gene CA6, whose product is annotated as carbonic anhydrase 6. Gene Ontology annotation, biological process: one-carbon metabolic process. Gene Ontology annotation, molecular function: carbonate dehydratase activity; zinc ion binding. The coding region runs from base 121 to 978 and encodes 285 amino acids. NCBI's taxonomy places the organism in Eukaryota, Metazoa, Chordata, Mammalia, Proboscidea, Elephantidae. The transcript has 7 exons. The record is from RefSeq and is a predicted model, not a curated record.
UCAGUGGGUGCAGCAAAGGCUGGAUCCGCCAACUGGACUCGGUGAAUUGUUAUUUACAGUUUCUGAACCUUUAAAAGAAGAGCUUCCCUGGGCUCCAUCCUGAUUCCUGACCUGGAUGCCAUGAGGGUGCUGGCAAUUCUGCUGUCCCUGUUCCUCGGUGCCCUGGCCCAGCAUGGGUCUGAGUGGACCUACUCAGAGGGGGCACUGGACCAGGAACACUGGCCAAGCUACUACCCCGCCUGCGGCGGGAAGAGGCAGUCACCCAUCAACCUGCAGAAGAAGAGGGUGCGGUACAACCCCACCUUGAAGGGACUGAAACUGAAGGGGUACGAGGCCCAGCAGGGCAAGUUCUCCAUAACCAACAACGGCCACACAGUGCAGAUUAAGCUGCCUUCCACCAUGCGCUUGGCAGCCUCUGAUGACACCGAGUACAUCGCUGAGCAGAUGCACUUCCACUGGGGUGGCGGGUCCUUGGAGAUGAGCGGCUCCGAGCACACCAUUGACGGGAGGAGGUUUCUGAUCGAGAUUCACGUUGUUCACUACAACUCUAAAUACAAGAGCUACAAUAUAGCCAAAGAUGCCCCUGAUGGUUUGGCUGUAAUAGCAGCCUUCUGUGAGGUCCAGGACAAUACUGAAAACACAUAUUACAGUGAGCUCAUUUCCCAGUUGCAGAACAUCAGGCAUCCAGGACAAAGCACAACCCUGGCUGGCCUUGACAUUAAGGACAUGCUGCCCGAGAACCUCCAUGACUACUAUACUUACUUGGGCUCACUCACCACUCCUCCCUGUACUGAGAACGUCCUCUGGUUUGUGCUGGCAGAGCCCGUCAGGCUCUCCAGUGCACAGGUUUGGAAGCUAGAAAACUCCCUGUUCGAUCACCAGAAUGAGAUGCUCCAUAAUGACUACCGUAGGACCCAGCCACUGAACAACAGGGUGGUGGAAGCUAACUUCAAGUAUUUUCCUAAUCAUUGUGAGUAAGAUCAAGUAUUAUUUAUUUUUUGCAAUUUGUUGGUUCCUUGCUUUCCUUCCUUCUCUGGGUAAACCCAUUUCUUCUACUAGCAAUAGUAAGGAAAGUAGCACCAUUUGAGCAGCAGGAGGCUUAGACAGGCCAGCUUGCACAGGGAUUGGGGCCAAGGGGGCUGACUCAUUUUCCCAGUUCACGCAGUGAGUGAGGCCAGUGAAUAGACAAGAGAAGAGUGUGGGAAUAGGCAACUUUAUGAUUUAUUAUCUACUGGUCUUGGCCAGAGACAGUUGGAGAAGUAAGAUGUCAGCAGCACCCAGAAGUUGUCAUAAGAGUGCCAAUUUGUUUCCUCACAUCUUUACCUUGGUCUGUAUUACAAAUGGAUACCCAACUCCUAGACAUUCCCUCAAGGUGGGGUUAAGUAGACCACAUAUUGUUUACUACCUUUGCUUCGGUAUCAAGCCUCAGAUACCAGGCUACCAGAAGUAGGCAAGAGAAGUUCAGCCUCUA